AUGAAGGAGAAGAAUCUGAGGGCUGCCUCCGACAGGGCUGCCUCCGACAGGGCUGCCUCAGACAGGGCUGCCUCAGACAGGGCUGCCUCAGACAGGGCUGCCUCAGACAGGGCUGCCUCAGACAGGGCUGCCUCAGACAGGGCUCCCUCAGACGGCUGCCUCAGUGCCUCCGACAGGGCUCCCUCCGACAGGGCUGCCUCCGACAGGGCUGCCUCCGACAGGGCUGCCUCCGACAGGGCUGCCUCCGACAGGGCUGCCUCCGACAGGGCUGCCUCCGACAGGGCUGCCUCCGACAGGGCUGCCUCCGACAGGGCUCCCUCCGACAGGGCUCCCUCCGACAGGGCUCCCUCCGACAGGGCUCCCUCCGACAGGGCUGCCUCCGACAGGGCUGCCUCCGACAGGGCUGCCUCCGACAGGGCUGCCUCCGACAGGGCUGCCUCAGACAGGGCUGCCUCCGACAGGGCUGCCUCCGACAGGGCUGCCUCAGACAGGGCUGCCUCAGAC
Messenger RNA from Hemiscyllium ocellatum (epaulette shark), 504 nucleotides. RefSeq names its product treponemal membrane protein B-like. NCBI's taxonomy places the organism in Eukaryota, Metazoa, Chordata, Chondrichthyes, Orectolobiformes, Hemiscylliidae. The record is from RefSeq and is a predicted model, not a curated record. The annotation marks the transcript as partial. The transcript has 3 exons.